AUGACUGAUGAAUCAAGUCAUACUUAUCGUUUCUCUGAUAUAGCUGGGGAAUCGAAUCGAAGAUUACCACCAAUCAGAGGCUUUGAGAAUAUGCCACUUGUAUCUCUCGAAGAAUCUAUACAACCUUUGAUUCCGUAUGUUCCAGAAAUCGAUCAUAUGGUUCAUAUAGUUAGAGGAAAUAUUAUUGAACUAAAACAUGAUUUAACUAUUGAUGAAUCUGCAUCGAUUGCAUUAUAUUCAUUGGAAUGGUCUCCGCAACAAAAGUCAUUUUAUAUAAUUCUUAAUGAAACUUUACGAGGUACAAAUCGAGCAACAUUAUUACCGCCAUGGUUUAAGUUUCUGAAACUAUUUUUAACUGGUCUUUCAAAACUUCCACUAACUGGUCGUCGGAAUAUUUAUCGAGGAGUUAAGUUAGACCUACGAAAACAAUAUACACAAGGUACAAAAAUUGUUUGGUGGGGAUUUUCUUCAUGUACAUCAUCUAUUGAAGUUCUAAAAAAUGAAGAAUUUUUUGGAAAGACUGGUACGAGAACCUUAUUUAGUAUUGAAUGUGACAAUGGUAAAGAUAUACGUCAGCAUUCAUUUUAUCAAACUGAAGAUGAAAUACUUCUUCUUCCUGGACAAGAAUUCGAAGUCCACUCUUCUCUUGAUAUGGGAAAUAAUCUUACUAUGAUUCAACUCAAAGAAAUUACCCCACGAUUUCCAAAUAUUGCAUCAAUUACAACAUCAAAAUCUUCAGCAACAACAACUACCACCAUGACCACUACUACAACUCCGGUUAGCACCGCUGCUACGCUAUCUGUAGUACCAAAGCCGGUUCCUAAGCCGAAGCCUCACAUUGAAUCGCGAAAAAUACCUUAUGAACGUCAAGAGAUAACAGAUACCGAUAUCCAACGUAUAAUCAACGAGGCACUCAUUCAACAACAAUGCACAGAACUCGACUUAUCUCAUAACAAAAUCACACAUGAAGGUGCUGCAGUGCUAGCUAAAGCACUGCGAACUAAUACGAUUAAUUCGAAUAAUGAAAAAUCAUGUACAAAUAUUUUUUCACGAUAA
This is a messenger RNA of Adineta steineri, 1056 nucleotides long. The record is from the annotation of a GenBank genome assembly. NCBI's taxonomy places the organism in Eukaryota, Metazoa, Rotifera, Eurotatoria, Adinetida, Adinetidae.